GGGAGUAUAGGAUAUCGACCCGUAACAUUUGACAGUUUCAUGUGAAUUUUCGUGGAUACUCACGAAAUGUUCGUGAAAAUUAAUAAAGAAAUGAAUUGGAAAUAUAUGUUCGUGGCGUGUGCUUUAUUCGCGAUGCUAUUGAGCUUUACGGAGUGUAACAGCGUGGAAAAGUAUGCAUUACUUAUGCCAAAUGUUAGGCCAAACAGGGAAGAACUAUAUUUAUGUACACCGGUUAAGGUAGAUCCUUCCCAAAGUUAUUAUGUGAUAGGUUUCGAACCGAAUGCAACAAUGGCAACUGCUCAUCAUAUACUUUUAUAUGGUUGUGGCAAGCCAGGGAAUUCCAAGCCCAUAUGGGAUUGUGGGGAAAUGGGUCAUCGUAUGAAUGAGAAUGAAGAAACAAUGGUUCCUUGUGCAGAGGAGUCCCAGAUAUUGUAUGCUUGGGCUAGAGACGCACCAAAAUUAAUUUUACCAGAGGGAGUGGGUUUCAAGGUUGGUGGAGACUCCCCAAUUAAGUACUUAGUUCUACAGGUUCAUUAUGCCCAUAUUGAUGUGUUUAAAGAUGGUAGAACAGAUGAUUCAGGAGUGUUUCUUUAUUACACGUUGCGUCCACUCAAUAAACUUGCUGGUGUUCUGUUGUUGGGAAGCUCUGGUGAAAUAGCCCCUAGAAGCACAACAUAUAUGGAAACAGCCUGCAUGAUAAAAGAAAAUAAAACUAUUCAUCCUAUUGCGUAUAGAACACAUACACAUUCACUUGGAAAAGUAGUUUCUGGAUAUCUAGUAAAAUCAGAUUAUACGUGGACAGAACUUGGUAAAAGGGAUCCAUUGACUCCUCAAAUGUUUUAUCCUAUACACAAUAAGGUUUCUGCUGGACUAGGAGACCAAAUUGCGGCUCGUUGUACCAUGCAAAGUACACGGGACAGCUGGACAUAUAUAGGCGCAACCAAGUCAGAUGAAAUGUGUAAUUUUUACCUAAUGUAUUACGUGGAAAAUGACGAACCGUUAUCUAUGAAAUACUGUUUCACUUUUGGCCCUCCACAUUACUAUUGGAGAAAUGCUGGACUUUUCAACAUACCGGAUGUGGAAGCAUCUAGUUUAUAG
Dufourea novaeangliae is the source of this 1098-nucleotide messenger RNA. It is a transcript of the gene Phm, whose product is annotated as peptidylglycine alpha-hydroxylating monooxygenase. Gene Ontology annotation, molecular function: copper ion binding; oxidoreductase activity, acting on paired donors, with incorporation or reduction of molecular oxygen, reduced ascorbate as one donor, and incorporation of one atom of oxygen. Bases 67 to 1098 code for a protein of 343 amino acids. Gene Ontology annotation, biological process: peptide metabolic process. The record is from RefSeq and is a predicted model, not a curated record. Lineage: Eukaryota; Metazoa; Arthropoda; Insecta; Hymenoptera; Halictidae. The transcript has 3 exons. Gene Ontology annotation, cellular component: membrane; extracellular region.